UGGCAGCAAGAAGUUGCAAAGCAAAUCGGAUCCCAAAUUUUGCAUAGUCAAUGAAGAUUUUAUGCUUUGAUAUUUCCUUCUUCCCUCCAAUUCUUACUCAUUCUUCGUUGCUUCUCCUUCCACUCGCCCUCUCUCUCUCUCUUUUGUUACUGACCGCCGCUGACUCGCCCUACCAUGGCCGGCGACGCUGGUGGCGACGGUCACUCUCCCUUUCCCCCACCUUCUAACGGCGGAGAGUUUCUUCUCUCCCUCCUACAACGACCCCCAAAUCGCCAAUCGCAUCUCAACAUCAAUCCUCAGCCUCAGCCUCACCUUCACCCUCCCCCUGCCCUUGAUCCAGCCGUCGCCGCCGUUGGUCCCUCCCUUACCUCCCUCCCGCCGCCCUGGCCUUCCACUGGCUCCGAUCUUCUAUACCCAAUUCCUCUUUCCCCUUGGUCACACUCCCACCAGUCCUUGUCUGCUCCUAUUGCUUCUAACUUUGUGGGGUUUCAACACCUUCAGCAGAACCCUUUUCCUCUUCCUCGGAAUCAGUUUGGGGGAGCCCAAUUUGCGGCGAGUCACAGUUCGGGUGACCUAAUUCAAGGGGGUCUUGGGGGUGCAGACGAUUUGAAGAGGUUAGGGCUUCGUGGAAACCAUGAUAGACCGAAUGGUACUGUUCAUAACCUUUCGCAGCAUAAUGAACUGGAGAAUAAGCUUCAGUUUGGCUCUUUUUCUCCCACUCAAUUUUCUAGGGUUUUGGUUAGUGGGAAUAAUAGCUCUGCCAAUGAUUUAAACCGCGAAGUAGGGUUUAGGGAGACAAUCCCUAAUGGGAUGAAUAGAAAUCAGGGAUUGGAUUCUCAUGGGAAUUCGAAUUUCAUAUCAUAUGGGAAUUCGAUUUCCAAUGCCAAUGUUCAUUCCUUUCGCCGUGGAGAGUUUGAUUACUCAGAGCAAGAAAGAGGGCGUGUGUUGGGUGAAAACUACAGUUUUCAUCCCUUGGUGAAGGUGUUGGAGCCAUCUGGUUUUAUGAGCAAGCCAAAGGGAGGAGGGCAUUUGGAUUCUGUGAACAUUAGAAGGAGAGAUUUUGAUCAUGUAGUAAAUAGAGAGAGAGCUAGUUCAAGUCAACUUGGGGAGGCGUUUCACAGGCUCGAACUUGGUGCACAGCUUCAUGACCCUGUACGCCCUUCUAGGAGUGAUCUUCAUUCAGCAUCAGCAUUGGAUAUGGAAGAACGUGGUUUGAAUUUGCAUCCCGAUUUUGCUGAAGGCAGGCCCAGAGAUAGUCAUGAGGGGCGUGGUUGGAUGAGAAAGGAUGUUGAUUCAACUAAUGGUAAUGAUAGCCAGGAACUGGAGAACAAUAUAGGUGAACAGCUUGCUGAUUCCUUGUUGCACGAGGAGGAACCUGAUGAGAAAAGCGAUGCUAAACACGUGCGUCGUGAGAAGGAUUGCAGGGGGAAUCGGCUACUUACACACAGGGAGAGGAUCUCUCGAAGACAUAUAAAGUGCCGUGGUGACAUAGAUAUGUUGAAAGUUCCUCUUCUUGCAAUUUAUGAAUCUCUGAUACCACCUAAAGAAGAAAAGGAAAAACAGAUGCAGUUAUUAACAUCACUAGAGAAGUUGGUUGUUAAUGAAUGGCCUUGUGCUCGUCUAUGUCUCUUUGGAUCAUGUGCGAACUCCUUCGGUGUUUCAAAUAGUGAUUUAGAUGUGUGUCUUGUGCAUAGAGAUGCUGAUAUUGACAAGGCUGAGAUCUUACUGAAGUUGGCAGAUAGACUGCAAUCAGCUAACUUCCAGAAUGUGCAGGCCCUGACGCAUGCAAGGGUUCCUAUUAUAAAGCUCAAGGAUCCGGUGACUGGAAUAUCUUGUGACAUAUGCAUAAACAAUGUUUUGGCUGUUGUAAAUACAAAACUUCUCCGGGAUUAUGCACAAAUAGAUGUGAGAUUACCACAAUUGGCAUUUAUUGUGAAGCAUUGGGCUAAGUCUAGAGGAGUGAAUGAAACAUACCAGGGAACACUUUCUAGCUAUGCGUAUGUUUUGAUGUGCAUCCAUUUCUUACAACAUCGAGAUCCUCCUAUCCUGCCUUGUUUACAGGAAACGAAGAUUGUUACUUAUCAUGAAAUUGUUGAUAAUAUUGAAUGUGCAUACUUUGAUCAAGUUGAAAAUCUGAAAAGUUUUGGAUCCAAUAACAAUGAAAGCGUUGCUCGACUCGUCUGGGGAUUCUUCCAUUAUUGGGCAUAUUGUCAUGAUUAUGCCAACACCGUCAUAUCCAUUCGUACUAAAAGCACUAUCAGCAAGAGAGCAAAAGAUUGGACGAGGAGAAUCGGCAAGGAUCGUCAUUUGAUAUGCAUCGAGGAUCCAUUUGAGACAUCUCACGACCUCGGUCGAGUUGUCGACAAGUACAGUAUCAAAGUUUUGAGGGAAGAAUUUGAACGUGCUGCUACUAUUCUACAAACCUAUCCAAACCCGUGCGAGAAGCUCUUCGAACCCUUCAUCCCGAGUUAGCACUUCUUGUUUUUCUUAAUUAUCAGAGAGCUAUUUAAAAACACAGUCAUUAUUAUGUUCAUAGCUAAUCAAGGUUGUAAAUUGCUUGCUAUGGUUUCUUUUUUUUUUCUUUUUUUUUUUUUGUGCUUAUUUAUGUGUCAAAGUUUGUUUGGGUUUUUGUAAAAAGAUGUUGUGGUGAUCUUUAUACCAUCUAGAAUUUUGAUUUU
This is a messenger RNA of Cucurbita pepo subsp. pepo (vegetable marrow), 2678 nucleotides long. RefSeq names its product Nucleotidyltransferase family protein. Lineage: Eukaryota; Viridiplantae; Streptophyta; Magnoliopsida; Cucurbitales; Cucurbitaceae. Gene Ontology annotation, molecular function: RNA uridylyltransferase activity. The record is from RefSeq and is a predicted model, not a curated record.